GUUCUUUGUCGAGACCCUCGUCCUACGGAAGGACAUUUCGCCGACUGAGAAGAGAGCAGGAGGAGAGCGGAAUACCGGUAUAGAUUAUUCGGCUCUCUGUUAUUGUCAAUGCAGGUCCCGAGGUUCAGCUUGUAGACUUAAACGUGGAGGCAUGCGAGGGUGUCUUUAAAAAAGUGUCAUCUUUUUUUUAACCCCUAACAACAGAAAAGUGGAUGAGGAGCAUCGCCUGGGCAGGGAGGGGUCCUGUGGUGCAGGAUUCAUAACAGUGGGCUGAGCGGUGCCGCCAUCUCCGUAUGGAGCCGAGUUGUGUGCAGGCAACUAUGGCUAUGCUUGAUGUCUCAAAAAAAACAUCCUCUAUUUCUCGGAGUGUUGCGGUGGAGCGCAAGAACCUCAUCACGGUUUGCAGGUUUUCAGUGAAGACUCUGUUGGAGAAGUACACCGCCGAGCCCAUCGAUGACUCAUCAGAGGAGUUCAUCAACUUCGCAGCUGUCCUCGAGCACAUCCUCAGCCACGGCUUCACAGGGUCGGGCAGCUGGUUUGAUGGACAGCGCAGCUACUGGGACUUCAUCAGGCUGGCCUGCGGAAAGGUCCAGAACAGCUGCAUCAGCAGCAUUGAGAACAUGGAGAACAUCAGCACCUCGCGGGCCAAGGGUCGAGCCUGGAUUCGAGUAGCCCUGAUGGAGAAGAGACUCUCUGAAUACAUAUCCACUGCCCUGAGGGACAGUCGGACAACCAGGAGGUUCUAUGGUGAUGGGGCCAUCAUGCUAAGGGAAGAAGCCACGGUCCUAACAGGGAUGCUUAUUGGACUCGGAGCCAUAGACUUCAGUUUCUGUCUAAAGGGGGAGGCCCUGGAUGGAAAAUCCUCUGCUGUCAUCGACUACACGCCAUACCUAAAGUUCACACAGAGCUAUGACUACCUGAGUGAUGACGACGACGACCGUCGGAGCAUCGACAGCAGCACGAGCGAUGACAGUGUCCCUGAGCACCCCUACGUCCCGCUGGUCACCGACGAGGAGAGCUGGGCCAACAAGUGCCGCAAGAUGGAGCAGAGGUUCAAGAUUGUCUACGCUCAGAAGGGCUAUUUGGAGGAGCUGGUGCGUCUGCGGGAAUCCCAGUUGACAAACGUGGAGACGGAGAACAAGGAGCUGAACGCGAGGCUGGUGGAGCUGGAGGAGCAGAGCCAGCAGGAGAAGAGGGAGCUGGAGGCCAUCGUGUUGGAGCUGCAGGAGCAACUGACGAGCCUGAUUCCGUGUGACUCCAACAUUUUGGCCAAAAACCUGUCAAUCCCUCUCGUCAACCAAUGGCAACAGCCCUACAACAAUCAUGACGAUGGCAAGCUCUUUCGCAGGAGGAGCUUCCCCAGCACAGAGCUGCUGUCAGUGGUCAGCCUGGACUCCGACUCCCAGAAUACAGCAGGGCAGCAGAAUGGAGAGGCGUGGUGCACAGCAGAUAAAGACUACACCCCUUCCAUGAUGGUCCUGUGUGGUUCUCUAAACUCCCUGCCCAGCUGCAAGUCCCUGGCAAGCCUUAAGUCCAGCGAGUGCCUGGUCCACAUCAGCACAGACAACAGCCCUGCCCUCUCUCCCAGCUAGAGGGCACCAAAGAACGACUGCCAUUCACAAACACUGGGAGACACAGGUCAACCCAACAUGAGAAACCUGGGUCGUGUUCAUUAAGCACCAAACGGGUGAAGACAAACUGAAACAGGGAGGGACUCCCUGGACUUGUCAAAAAAAUAAACACAAAUGUUCCUUUUUUUCUUCUGCUGUCAAAAGGAGGACGAUGUUCCCCCUCAAUAAAUCUUUAAAUUCCCUUUAUUCCACCCUCAUUCCUCAAAUCCAACGCUCUCUCAUUUCAAAACACUGUCAUUCUAUAUGACCGUCUCAUCUCUGACUGAAAAGCCUGUCUAUCACAUGCAUCUCCAAUCGUGUCAAAAAAGAAAACCAACCGGAAGAGCUGCAGUACUGCCCAAACCCUUCAAUUCCACUGUCUUUCAAUGUCUUUACUCGGCUGAACUACGCAUCAUCUCCUAUAGAUAGGAAAUAUGGUUGCUUACUUGAAAACAUAGCCAUUACACAAUUACAGAUCGUAAUUUACAAUUUACAGGAACUACAAACUUGUAUCUCUCCCGUUGACCAAAACAUUUCACCUCCCUAGAGGGUUGUACUGUAGAAUUAAAACUAUCUGUCUGUGUUCGUCUGUCUCUUGUCUUCAGUCUUGCAAGUCUGUCGGUAGUAGUAUCGGUACUAGUAUCUACUUUCUGCCUACUGUGAACUCUUGCAGUGCAGGGCUUUGAACUGUCAGGGCCACCUUGACACCAUUCAGAAGCUUAGCCAUUUUUUUCCUUUGCCAUAUUACACCUGACGUGGCAUUAUUACAAGUCUGUUAGCACAAGCUAACAUUGAGGGAUGCAAAAAGGUUUGUAUUAUAUCAUUUCUAAACAUACAGUAGUGGCCACUCUUGAUUGUGAAGAAUAAAUUAGCAGUGCUUCAAAUUACCAAGUAUGUAUCAAUGAGGCUUUGGGCCCGACUCAGUCAAUUCAGUUAUCCAGGUUUUCAGGAUAUGGCGAAAAUGAAAUGGCUCUUGUACUGCACGAAUGCAUGGAAUUUAAGUGUGGGGAAACAACCAGAGACAUAACUGCGUAUCAAUUCAAGGCUGUGUUGCUGUGCAGGAUGGAUGUUGCCUUUCACUUAUCCUUCUGACCUGGAUUUAAUUGUUUUGAUUGAAUUGUCUGUCUGUCUAUGAGUGCGUUUUUGUGUGAGUGUAGGACUUACUUGUAUGAGUAUUGGAUGUUGCAAUUUUUGGGGGGGUGUAUGCUAUUUAUUUUGUAUUAUGAUGAAUUCCCAUUAUACUUACUCGUUUUAUUUAACUUCAUGUGGAUAGCCAUCUCAUCCCAGGUGUUGGGAGUUUGGAUGUAUGUCAUUUAAAACAGCAAUAAAACAACCUUUUUUGUUAAACAUUA
Messenger RNA from Oncorhynchus keta (chum salmon), 2962 nucleotides. It is a transcript of the gene rundc3ab, whose product is annotated as RUN domain containing 3Ab. Gene Ontology annotation, cellular component: cytosol. The transcript has 11 exons. Lineage: Eukaryota; Metazoa; Chordata; Actinopteri; Salmoniformes; Salmonidae. The record is from RefSeq and is a predicted model, not a curated record. The coding region runs from base 294 to 1592 and encodes 432 amino acids.